Symbiodinium sp. CCMP2592 is the source of this 1092-nucleotide messenger RNA. The record is from the annotation of a GenBank genome assembly. Lineage: Eukaryota; Dinophyceae; Suessiales; Symbiodiniaceae.
AUGUCCGAGUCCGAGCUGCCUGCAGAGAUUCUGAAGCUAAAACAACCAGUGCAAAAGCUUUUUCAGCUUUUGGAAGCUGGGCUUGAUGAGUCUGAGAUCAAGGGCAAGAGUGCCUUCUGCUGUGGCGGGAGAUUGGAUCGUGCAUCCAAUGCUUGGGUCAAGAAGGCUUAUCUGGAUUCGAAGUUGGAUAGGGUUCCUCACGAAAAUGUCGUGAAGAAAGUGUUGACAGCUUUGGUGGACCGCGAUGAGCGAGUGAACAAAGCACGAUGGAUCAGCGAUGAGGCUGAGAAAGUUCGCUCUAUCUUCAAGAAAGCAGCCGCCAACAAUCGAAAUGCUGGCGAGCUCCAGACUCAGCCGGACGAGGAGACCCAGGCUGACGAGCACCAGACCCAACCGGCCGAGAAGACCCAGGUGGAGGCGAAUGCUCCGGAUGCUGAGCCCAAGAUUGAUUCGGAUGAAGACCUCAAGAGUGGUAGCUUGGACUUGGCUGAGCCAUCAGCUGAUGAGGCGAGUGAUGGACCACAGGAAGGUGAGUUUGGGUGUGACUUAGUCGAAGAUGUGCUUUCGUGGAACGGUUGGUUGGUCGCUUCGGCCGGGGCUGGUGCAAGUGAAGCAGCUGUGGAGCGACAUGAACCAGGGUCGCCGCCCGCCGAGGAGUCCGAUGACAAUCACAGCGUUGAUAAAGCAGCAGCCGUGGAAGACGAUGUGGCAAGUGAUUCCUCUGGUGAGCUUGCAAAGCUGGCUCAUGCCGCCAGGGCUUUGGCUGAGGGGUCUGAUUCUGAUUCCGAGUCCGAUCCUGCAUCUCCGGGUAAAUCCAAGGGGCAACGCUACAAUGUUUUUUGGGCGCCGACGGGGGUUCAGCAAACCAUUUUGGGCAAUGCGGUCAAGGAAGGGUUCACAGAUCACGAUCAGCAGCCGAUUCGGAUUUUGAAGGGCGAGGAGGCACAGAAGGUAAAGGAUGCUGCGAAAGCCAAGAUGUUCAAGGAGGAGGAUGAUGAUGAGGAGGAGGACGACAAUGGCGAGGCUGCCGAAGCAUCCGCUGACGCUGAGUCCGGUUCAGAAAGCUCCGACUCCGAAUCCUCAGAGUCGUGA